Messenger RNA from Phytomonas sp. EM1, 2871 nucleotides. The record is from the annotation of a GenBank genome assembly. Lineage: Eukaryota; Euglenozoa; Kinetoplastea; Trypanosomatida; Trypanosomatidae.
AUGUCUUUGGGAGCACUUCUCGGCCUGGAUACUUACCUGCCGGGAACACCGCAGGAGAUGGUCAAACCCAUUGAUGCCUUCCCGUACAGCAUCUGUGAUUGUGGCAGCACCUUUGAGGCUGGUGACGCCGAUAAGCGCCUGAAGGAUAAGCUUCGGCACGACAAUGCGGUCCGUCGUCGGCAGCAGCCGUCGUGCUUCGAGGAGGCCUGUGCAUACGGCAACUUACCGAUGGUGAUGUAUAUGUGCCAGCAGGGGGGAAUCAAUGUUGCGACACGCCACGCUUUGUACGAAUCCCAGGAUGCGACGCCGCUUAUGUGGGCUGCGUUUAGAGGUCAUCUGUCCAUAGUGCGCUUCCUCGUCGACCAAGAGGCGGCGGUGAAUGCGUGUAAUUCACUUGGUCAUACUGCCCUUCACUGGGCUAUUAUUGCCGGUAAAUUUGAUGUGGUACGUUUCCUGCUUGACCAUGGGGCUGAUCCUUGGCAACGGGACAACCAAGGCUUUGAUGCCGCGUUUGUGGCCGUGCAGAACGAUCAGCUGCCAUCGUUGGUGAUGCUUACCGAAGAUAGCAUUGCGGCCGGGGUGCUUCGCUUGGAAGGAGGUCGGUACGUGCAAAGCGAGCCGGCAAAGGGUGACGGUGAACGUGAAAACUGCCAAUUCUACUACCUGAACCCUGACCUCCGCGAUACGGCAGGCCACGGCUUAAUGCACUGGGCUGCAUGGCGCAAUAGUGCCACAACGUGCCAAUAUCUUGUGGAGUACUGGGGCUAUGAGGUAAAUGUGCGUGACAGCCAAGGCCGCACGCCACUGCUCUGGGCAGCGCGAGAGGGUUUCGCAGAAGUGAUUGAAUAUUUGCUUAGCUGCGGUGCCGAUACAGACGUGGUUGAUGAGGAUGGAUAUACUGCUCUUCAUUAUACUAAGAGUCGUGGCCAUCCUGAGGCGACAUACGUACUGGAGACCCACCCGUGCGGAGGAAAGAGGUACCCCAAUUCUUCGUGUUGUGUCGAGUUACCUGCUACGGAUGAGAAGGAUGCCAAGAGUGCAGCGUCUCAUCUCAAGACAGAUCCGCUCGUAGAAAUACAGACAGGUAGAAAGGCCUCAACAUGCGACACAGUUGCUUAUCAGUCCGUUCUCAUUCUUGACGAUCACACUGUGCCGUCAAAGUGUCACGCUAAGAAUAGCUAUGCCACUGUGCGGGAACGUCGAGCAGCGGGUACGCUACGCAUGAUGCGGUUUCAUCCUAUGUUUGCCCUUCGUGCACUAGCCGGUGUAGUCUAUAUCGUCUUUUUUUACCUCUUUUUUCAUUUCGUAUACCCAGCCUUCAGCUACUUCCUUAUAUGGAUCUACCUGCUGAAAAAUUUCUUAUGGGACUACCUGACCCCACAGCGCAUCCAAGGUAGCAGACCUGCUCCCAAGCGCGAGAAUGGCUUCUUUUCGGCACACGUGAUCGUCUCCAGCAUCGCAGGUUCCCUGCGCGGUACGUGGGUGUUUCGUCAGCGCGAACCCUCAAACCUCUUUGCGAUUCUGACGCUUCUGGGCCUGCAAGUGAUGGCGUGGCACAGUCUCGGCUUCACACCCUUUCUCCCAUGUAUGUCGACAUUAUCGAAUUCCGACGCAAACUUGCGCUCAAAGAUUCAGAAUGAUCCCCAAACCCUGAAAGUAGUUGACACUAUAGUACAGGACGUCCAUCAGUAUUUCGGUGGCUACACUUUGGGAUACUUCUUCGGGAGCUCUCUCAGCAGGAUGAUCAUGACGGUACUACCACUUUUCCUUGGCCUCACAAUAACGAACAUGGUGCUUACUAAAUGCCUUUCAAUGCGGAGUGUAGAUAAAAAAUGUGAGGGGGGAACAUGGCAAACCUCACCUCUUUGGCGUAUCUUACAGCGACGUGCGUAUCGUUGGCUUCAUCCCCGCAGUUACCUGAUGGAGCGACAUGCUCAGAUUCCAUUGCGUUCGUUUUACUGUCCCGAGAGGGAUGUCGUGAUAAGGCGUUACGAUGGGUACUCGAUCCUGCUGGAUUGCCCGGUGGGGGAGUCGAACCAUUUGCCCUUCGUCCUAAGUAUCACCUUUCUUGCGCUUUUUGAGGGGCUUAUAUUAUCUUGGGGUCUGCAACAGGCAAUAAUGUACACAGGGGCCAUCGCGCGAAUGGACAGGGCAUGGCAUGAAAGCAUCACUAUCGCUUUCAAGGAUGCGAGCAGCAUUGAAAAGUAUGUCCGAGAAGAAAGGAAUUUUAUUGCCACUGACCCUCAAAAUAUUCCGUUGCUGAGUGUAUGCAUCUUUGAAGCACUCUGGAAGUGGGCAAAGAUCCUUAUGAAACUUUUUGUCUAUGGACUGCCCGGCAACCAGCCCCCAAGGCUCAGCCUGCUUGAGUCAAAAAUAGAACUAAUGUCAAUGCCCUUUUACGAGCGGUUCCCUAAGGAGGCAUACUUUUUCUUCCUUUAUUUUACCCCCACGUUGUCCAACACUUUCGGUGUGUGCUUAUUCCAUACCAGUCUCAUUACCUUUGCUUUAUCGGCCUAUAUAGCCAUUCGUCAAUGGCAUGGUGUGUGUCGCGGUGUCACACAAAUGGAGCUGGCGAACCCGUUGGCACCUGGCAUUGCGCAAGACGGGGCCUUGGUAUCGAUAUUUCCGCCUAACCCAAGGGAAUCCAUGCAGGCCAUGAUCGAUCCCGAUGAGGAACGUUAUUACGCGGCAGUUGACCCGAGUAAGGAACGGAAAGCAUCAGAUCUUUUCAGUGGGCAUAGCAUAUAUUCUAAUGGCAGGGACGUGUGUGCGAAUAUUUUGCAUUUUAUCUUAGGAAUACAAGACAAGUCCUGGCGCGACGCCAUGGCGGUCUCAGAAAACAACACACCAAUUAAGAGAGUACUCGAAUAA